This is a messenger RNA of Rotaria sp. Silwood1, 15057 nucleotides long. Lineage: Eukaryota; Metazoa; Rotifera; Eurotatoria; Philodinida; Philodinidae. The record is from the annotation of a GenBank genome assembly.
AUGACUGUUGUUACACCUCCACCAUCAUCUGAUGGUGAUACUCAACAGCAGCCACAAUCUCCAUCGAAUACAACAUUCGAAUGGAAAACAUUAAUUGAAACAUUUAGCGAUAAUACGAACAGUACAAAAUAUAAUGAAUUGACUCAAUCAAUUUUACGAUGGGAAGAUCUGUUGAGUCGACCAGAUCCGAUAAAUGAACAGUUUCUAAAUCCAUUUGCUAUUAUAGCAACACAUUAUCUUGUUGGAGGAUUAGCACGAGUUUUAUUUUUAGUUGAACGUUUUUAUUUUACUGAUGUGAUAAAUGUAGGAAAGUUAUUAUUAAAAUAUCUUAUACAAAAUGCGUUACCGAAAACAAAUGAGACGAAUCGAAUAUCAACAUUAAAUGCUAUUAAAUCAUUAUGUUAUUCUCAAACAUUUCUUUCAUCAUCAGAAGUUAAAGAUUAUUUAGAAUUAGUUAAAAAAUCUGAUGGACCACAAAUAAAUAAAGAUGAUCGUCGAUUACGUGCAUCAAGUAAAACAAUGAUCACUCGACGUGAAACUGGUUUAGUUGAUUCAUUAUGCAAUGCUGUUUUAUUUGAUUUAUCAACAUCAGAUGAUUCAUCAAAUGGAAAUAAACGUGAAAGACCACAGUCAGCUGGAUCAUCAUCAUCAUCAUCGAAGUUAACAUUUCCUAAACAUAUGAGUCAAAUUCUAUUGAAUGAUUUCAAACAAUUACAUGGUGAACAGUAUUUUAGUGAGAUAUUGUUUCAUAUGUCAAUAAUGACUGAUUCAAAAAUUAAUAUAAAUAAUAUUCUUCAUAAUGAUAUAAUUACGCCUGCCAACGAUAUACAAUUUCAAGAGAAGUUAGUAUCAAUUAAAAAUGAUCUUGAUUUUGUACGUCGUGCAAUGCAAUUACCAGUAAUUGAACCACUUGAUGAAAAUCGUCUAAAUAAAUUUAUUAUGAUGGCAUUAAAUUCACUUUUAAUUGCAUUGAAAUAUGUUCGUUUAGCGAUAAAUAAUAAUGAAAUAAUAACUAAUGAUCAAAUUUUACACGAUAUAGGACGUAUAUGUAUUAAACUCGGUGAUAUAAUACGAUAUUCACCUCGACUUGAGAAUUCACGAAAUACUUUUCUUAAUUAUCAUCUUUUAUUGGCAAUUACAUUAACUAAAGGAAUUAAAGAAAUUCUUCAAAAUAUUAAUAAUACUCAAAAUGAUACACAACAACAAUCAAAAAUAUCAAUAAACAAUCUAUUAAUUCAUCUUGUUGCAAUUCUAAUGUUUUCAACUCGAGAAUUAAUUAAUGAUAUAUCAUAUACUGAUUCCAAUAUUGAAAUAAUUGAUUCUCUUAAUGAAAAAUUUUCAUUUAAAAAUAUAACAGAUUUACUUCAAUCAUCUCAACGUUAUAGUUAUUUAAAAGAAUAUCAAACAUUAAAAUUAUUUUUAACAAUUUUACAUCGUCUUAUUUCAUCAUCAUCAUCAUCAACAUCAUCAACAACAACAAUAAAAAUAUCUACAACAAUUCCUGAUGCACCACCAUUACCACCUGAAACUCCAUCAACAGAAAAUAUUAGUGAAGAUACAUUUGGUAUAAAAAAUUUAUUUGAUGAAACAAAUACAGUAAAUUUAACAAAUACUUCAACAACUCAACCAACAAUUUAUCGUUCAUUAUCAUUAAAUAAUCGUAAACGAACAAUAUUAAAUCGUUGUUUAGAAAUUGAUUUAUGUUCAGAUGAUAUAUUUGAUCAAGAUGAUCAUAAUGAUUUAUUAAAUUAUCUUGAUAAAAAUUAUUUAAAUCAAAAUAUAUCAAUACUUAUUAAUGAUCUUACAUUAACAUUAAAUACAAAUGAACAAAUUGAAAAUUUAUCAUAUUUAAUUAAACAUUCAUUAAUAAUACCAAGAUUUAUUCAUAAUCUUAUUCAAAAUGAUAUAUUAACACAUACAAAUGAAAAUUUAUUACUUGAAAAACUUGGAAUUUCAUUUGAACAAUCAUGGCCAUUAAAAAUUUCUAUUCAUAAUUUAAUUAUUUUACUUAAAAUUGUUUUAAAAAGAAAAAAUCAUGAAUUAAUAUGUUUAUUAUGGGAUAAAUUUCUUCAAAGUAUAUCAAAUUCAUCUGAUGAAUUAACACUUGAACAUCUUGAAAUAUUUAUUGUAUUUUUUCAUCAAAUAACAAUACCACAACGUAAAAAUAUAUUAUUACAACUUGUUCAAAUUAUUCAAACAACAAAACAUAAUAUUUAUUUAUUAAUUCUAUUUGAAUAUAUUAUGUUUAAUUUUUACGAAAUUCCUGAAGAAAUUAUUGAAAAUAUUCAACAAAUUAUAACAAAAAAUGAUAUUACACCUACAAUAAAUUUUAAUCAAAUUAUUAUAAAAAAUAAUUCAAAUUAUCUUGAUGGAUUUGCUUUAAAAAAUCUUUAUAAUAAUCCAAUUUAUAAUCAAUUCUAUAAUUAUCUUAUCGAACAAUUAGAUUUUACAAAAAUAAAUAAAGAAGGAUUAAGCAAUACAUUAUUCAAACAAUAUUAUGAUCUUUUAUGGCGAAUACUUGGUUAUUUACCACCAUCAAAUGAAUUUCUUGAAAAUAUGGAUACAUAUACUGACACAACAUAUUUAUUACAUUUAUUUCGUCUUGAAAAAAAAAUUCUACAAGAUAAAUAUAUAAAAGAAUUUCUUUCAAAAGAUAUAACAUUUACAAAUAUUCAAUGGUUUAAAAAUAUUGAUAAAAAAUCUUAUUCAUUAUUUGAUUUAAUUGUUUAUCAAAUUUUAUUACAAAAUUUAACAUCAACAUCAGAAGAAAUUAAUCAUUUAUAUAAAAUUUUUUUUAAUCAAUUUAAAUUAUCAUUAAAUACAAAUUCAUCUAUUGAAUCAUUAUUAUUAAUACCAAUAACAAAAAAUAUUGAAGAUAAAACUAAAACAAUAACAAUACCAACAUUACCAAAUGAUUUUGAAGAAUUAUUUAAAUAUCAAUUAGAUUAUACAUUAGAACAAAAUGAUUUAAAUUAUAUAUUUCUUCGACAAAUUUUACAAAUAUUAUCAACAAUUAAUUCAGAAAUAAAUGAUAAACAAAUAUAUAUUGAAAUACAAUUAAAUACAAAUUUAAUAUUUCUUAAAGAUCAAAUUAAAUUAAAAGAUAUUAAUACAGAAACAAUACAAAAUGAUAUUAAUGAAUGUAUAUAUAAAAAUAUAUUUGAAAUAUUAUUUAAUAAAAAUUUUCCUAAUGAUAUUAUUAAUGAAGAUAUAUAUCAUGAUUUAAUUAAAUAUCUUGAUGAACAAUUUCAACCAAAUAUAUUUCAAAAUUGUUUAAAUUUACAUAAUUUAUUUGAUUUACUUUAUUUAACAUCAAAACCAAAUUUAUCAUUAUCAAUAUUUGCUAGAAUGUUAAUGUUAUUUAAUAAAAUUUUUUCUUAUUCAAAUCAAUUUCAAAUAUUAAUUAAAGAUUUAAAUCAUAUUGCUAAUUUAACAAAUGAACAAUUAUCACAAUGGUUAUCAAAACUUGUAUUAUUACAAAAUAAUGAAAAAAAUCAAUUAUAUACAGCUGAACAAUAUAAACAUAUAUUAGAAACAUUUACAAAAUAUUUAAUUAAAAAAAAUGAUGAUAGUACAAAUAUGAUUGGUGAAGAAGUUUCAUUAUCAAUUUUAUCUGUAUUAAUACAAUUAGGAAAUGAAUUAUUAAAACCAAAUAAAUUUGCAUUAGGUUUUCCACAAAUUAUACAAUUAUUAGUUAUUUUAGCUGGACAUGGUAAUGGUAAUGGACAUAUAUUUUUAUUUCAAGCUGCAGCUAUAUGGUUAGAAUUUUGUGCUGAUACACUUGCAGAUCAAAAUGAAAAUUUAACAUCACAAUUUUUAUCAUCACUUCUAUCUUCAUCAUCUGUUGAAUCUCUAACACUUUUUCAUUAUAAUAUUCUUGAAGCAAGUGUUUAUUUACUUGCUUAUAUAAAUGAUAUAUUAAUAGCAUUAAAAUAUUUAUCAACAAAUGAAUCAAUAUCUUUAAAAUCUUCAUUAAAAAUUGAUGAAACUGAUGAUGAAGAUGAUGAUUCACAAGAUGAUGAAGAUACAAAUAUUGAACAAAAAAAAAUUCUUCUUUCAUCAACAAUUCAACCUGAAUAUGAUCCAAAUAAAUUAUGUACUUAUACAACAACAAAAAAAGAAUAUGCUAAUCAACAUUGGUAUCAUUGUCAUACAUGUAAAAUGAUUGAUCGUGUUGGUAUAUGUCAAAUAUGUGCUAAUGUUUGUCAUAAAGAUCAUGAUAUAUCUUAUGCUAAAUAUGGUUCAUUUUUUUGUGAUUGUGGUGCUAAAGAAGAUGGUUCAUGUCAAGCAUUAGUUAAACGUUCAAUAUCAACAACACCUAUAACAAUUGUUCAACCAAUGACAUCAUUAUCAACAAUACAAAAGAAAAAAUCUAAAAAAUUAUCAUCAUUAUCAAAUAAAAAACCUAAAUUAACAAAUCGUCAACGUCGUUUAAUACGACAAAUUAAUACUAAACAAUCAGAAUAUAAUUUAUGUAUACAAAAUAAACAUAUACCAUAUAAUACAUUACGUUUAUUUAAAUUACUUCAACCAUAUAUUGAUAAUCAAUAUCAACAAAUAUAUAAUAUUGAAAAUAAAUUUGAUUUAAUAUCAGAAUAUUUAAAAAUAAAUAAUCAAUUAUUAUCUAGUGAAAAUGAUGAAAAUAAACAACAACAACAAUUAUGUACUAAUAUAUUACAUUCACAAGAAAAUGCAUUUGAACAUGUUAAAUUAUCAUUUACAAAUGAACAUGGACAACAAAUAAAACAAUUACUUAGUACUAAUUCUAUACGUCGUCAAGGUAUGUGUAUUAUGUCAUCAUUAAAUCCUGAACAAACAAAACAACAUUUAAUUGUUAGUCAAGAAAAAGGUAAACAAGCUAUGAUAACUAUAUUACAAUUAAAUUCAUUACUUAAACAAACAACAACAAUGAUUAAUAAUAAUAAUAUAACAAAUGAUAAUACAACAAAAAAAAAAUUAACAUUAAAUAAAUUAAAUACAUUUAAUAUACCAUUUACAAUAUUAUCAAUGCAACCAAAUCAAUUAAAUAGUGAUUAUUUAUGUAUAACUGGUUUAAAAGAUUGUCAUAUAUUAAAUAUUGAUAAUAAUGGACGUUUAAGAGAACCAACUAUUAUUCUUCAACCAAAUUUAGAUUCAACAGGAAAUUAUAUUAUACGUGCACAAUGGUUAUCAGAUAAAAAUCAAGCACAACUUGCUUUAUUAACAGCUGAUUUUAUUAAAAUUUAUGAUUUAAGUACUGAUACACUUAGUCCAAUUUAUUAUUUUAUACUUCCAACAGGCAAAGUACGUGAUUGUACAUUUUAUUAUACAAAACAUAAUAAUAUUGAAUGUUGUUAUAUAUUAAUAAUGGCUUCAAAUGGUUAUAUAUAUUAUGAACAAUUAUGUGAAUCAUCAUCAGCUCGUAAUGGUUCAUUUUAUGUAACAAAUACACUUGAUAUAAAACAUGAAACAAUAAGUGAAACAAAUAAUAAUGGUAUAUUACUUGGUGGUGGUGUAUCAGUUUAUUAUUCUUCAACAUUAAAACUUUUAUUUUGGUCAUAUGUUCAUGGAAAAAAUUUCUAUGGUAUUAUUGAUGAAAGAAAUGUAGAAAAAUUAUUAAUGAUACGUUCAAUUGAUGUUAAAAUGACACCAACAACAACAUCAACAUCAACAUCAACAUCAACAAAUGGUAAUAAUAAAUCAACAUCAACAUCAACAUAUCAUACAUUAUGUUCAUGGUCAGAAAUUCCUCAUCAUCCUGGUUUAAUAUAUACAAUGACACAAAUGACAAAUAAUCCAGUUAUAUUAAUGAUAACACCAUCAAAUGUACGUUUAAGUGAAAUUAAAAUGCAAUUAAAAACAACAAAAAUUCAAGAUAUUGUUGCUAUACGUUAUGAACAACGAACAACAUUUAUAUUAUUAGCUGAUGAUGGUAGUUUAAAAAUUUUAUUAGCUGAAUUAGAUAAAACAAAUUAUUGGUUAAAUAAAUUAUAUCAAAAAAAGAAAUAUUUUCCUAUGUUUGAUUUAGAUUUAAAUGAUGAAUAUUUUGAUUAUGAUAAUAUUAAUUAUCAAUAUACAUUAUCAGAUAAUGAAACUGAUGAUCAACAAGAACCAAUUGUAAAACGUCGAAAACAAACAAUUACAACUACAACCACAACCACAACACCAUCAUCAUCAGCAUCAACAGCAACAACAAUAACUAAUCCAACAAAUGAAUCUACAAAUGGUUCAAUUAAAUUUCCUGUUGACUUUUUUGAAUCAUGUCAAUUAUUAACUGAAUAUGAAUUUGGUGGACGUGAUUUACUUGAUGUUUAUAAUGUAGCACAACUUAAAUUACGUUUAUCAACACCAGGAAUGUUUGUUGCUAAUGUUCGUACAGGUGGUUUUACACUUGAAGUUAUUAAUAAAGAUCCAGAUAAUAAAGUUAUAACAGGUGUACGUAUACAUAUUGGUUUAUAUUCAAUGGAUAAAUCACCACAAUAUUUUGAAUUAUUUGGACGUACAAUACAAGUUAAUAAUUUACAAGGACCACGUUGGUAUGAUUUAUGUUUAACACGUGAAGAAUCAAUACAAGCUGAAAAAAAAUUUAAUAUAUUUAUUUCACAAUCAGUUGAUACAAAUCAUAUAACAGUUAUUGAUGAUGUUAAAGUUUAUGGUAAAACAAAAGAAGAAUUUCAAUGGCCUGAAAAUAUUGAUGGAUCAUUAUUAACAUCAACAAAUAAUACAGCAACAACAGCAAUAACAACAACAACAACAAAUGCAAUUAAUGAAUAUUUACAUUCAUUUAAAGAAACAAAUGAUGAAAAAGAAUUAGCUACAUUACCUUUACCUGAUAGGUUACUUGUCUAUAGUAUGCAAGUAUUAACUGGUUCAUUAUGUUUACAUCAUAAUCUUGAUGAACAAAAUCGUUCAAAAUUAAAUUCUGAUAUUGUUCAAUAUACAUCACAUAUGUUUCAUAUGUCAUUACCAUCACAAAUUCAACGAUAUUCACGUCGUUUAUUAAAAGAAUUUUUUUCAUCAAUAUCAUCAUCAGAUUUUGAUUAUUAUGAACAUAUUGAUCGUUUACAAUUAACAUUUUUAUCACAAUGUUUUUCAUCAAUAAAUUAUUUAGAAUUAUUUAAUGAUAUACAAUCUUAUGAAUAUUUAUUAUUAUCAUUAUUAUCAAUAACACGUCGUCGUCCACAUAAUAUAAAUCGUUAUUUAACAAUAACACAAAAUGAAUCAAAAGAUGCUAUAUCAAAAUCAGCAUCAAUGGAAAUAUUUAUACCAUAUUUAAUAAAUAUAUUUUUUUAUUUAUUAGAUCAACGUCCAUCAAAUCCAUUACUUGAAUCAAUUGAUAAUAAAACAAUUAAUUUAAAACAAAUUGAAAAACUUCUUCAUAUACUUGUUGAUAUAUAUCAUUCAUUAGCAUUAAAUGAACCACAUACAUGUAUGAAUUUAAUUGUUAAUUCAUAUAUACGUUUAUUAACAUAUCAUGAUUAUCAUAUUAAUUUUAUAAUUAAAAAUGCAUUAAAUCGUUGUAUGCAGCCAAAAAUUCAACGUUUAAUAUCAAAAUUAUCAACAGCAAGUGAUUUAAAUCAACCAGAUACAAAUGAUAAACAAUUUCAUGCAAUACCAUUAUCAGCACAAAUUUAUACAACUGAACAACAAAAUCAUCCACGUUGGACAAAUGUACCAACAACAGAACAACCACCACCACCACCACCACCACCACCACCAUCAUCAUCAAUAACAACAACAAUAACAGAUCCAAUUGGAACCGAUGAAACAGCUAUGUUACAAUAUGCACUUGCAUUAAGUUUAUCAGAAAAUCCUGAUCAAAUUCCAUCACCAUCUACAAUAACAGAAAAUCUACAACAAACAAUUGAAUAUGUUGAUAAUGAUGAUGAAAUACCAUCAACAACACAAAAUGAUAUGGAAAUAAAUCAAAUGAUGGAAUUAAUGGUUAAUACAGAUAAUUUAAAUCAAGAAUCAACAAACACACAAAAUGAUCAUAGUGAUAAUAAUAGUUUAUAUGAAGGUGAUGAUGGUCAUGAAUCAGAAUCAAGUUCAACAACAAAUGAAGGUGGUGAACAAACAAAUAAUAAUAAUACUACAAAUAAUAAUAAUAAUAAUAAUACAACAUCAACACCAAUACAAACAUCAUUAUCAUCACCAAUAUCAGCACCAUUAUCAUCAUCAUCAAAUGAUUCAAAUUCAACAAUUAAAUUAAAUAUUAAUGAAUCAAUUGAUUCUAGUAUAUAUGAACAACGUUUAUAUGAUUUAAAACAUUUAAUUGUUGAAAAAUUAUUAGAUAAUCUUGAUGAAUAUUUAUUAAAUAAUUCAACAUUAAAUGGUUUAAAUUCUAUAGCUUAUUUACAAUUAUUAUUAACAUUAACAAUUGAAUUUGCAUCAAAAUCAGAUGUAAAUAAUCAACAAUUUGUUCAUUAUAUAUUAAAAAGUUUAUUAAGACAAAUGACAUUUUUAAAAGAUAUUAAUCAUAAUAAUAUGAAUGAUUUAAUUAAACGUACAUCACAACAUGAAAUACAAUUAAUGUUAUUAAGAUUAUUUACUGUUUAUGUUUCAUUUAUGCUUAAAGUACGUGAUAAUGAACGUGAACAAUAUUUAGAUUUAUCAUCAACAGCAGCUAAACAAUUAGAAGAAUCAAAUGUUGUUAAUUAUUGUUUAUAUGCAUUACAAACUGUUUAUAAAUAUUUAGUAAAACAACCGAUUGAUGAAAAUUUAUUAAAUGAACAAACAAUGCUAUCACCCAGUGGUACAACAACAUCAACUAAUAAUUCACAAACAUCAUCAAUAUCAAUAAUGACACUUUUGAAACCACUUAAUCAACAAUCAUUACCAGAUUUAUCACCUUUUUUUUAUAAACAAUAUACAAAACAUCAUGCUAAUGAUGUUUUUGAAGCAUAUCCAGAAUUAUUAGCAGAAAUUGCAACAAGAUUACCAUAUCAAAUGAAAAAAGUAAUUGAUUAUACAUCUGAAGCACAUCCAUUUUUACUUUCAACUGAUUGGCAAAAAUGUUUAUGUGAAUAUUAUGUAUUACCUCAAGGUUCAUUUCUUAAACGUCAAAUUCGUAAAUUACUUAUGUAUAUAUGUGGAUCACGUGAUAAAUAUCGUAAAUUACGUGAUUUUCAUGUAUUAUCAACAAAUUUAAGUGAAAUAAAAAAUAUCUAUGAAGAAAAUUUUUCAUUAAAUAAUACAGAACAACGUAAAACAAUAUCAACACAAAUUCCAUAUGUUACAUUAAUGCGUCUUGUUGAUCAUUUAAAAUCAUGUCAAGAUAUAAGUAUUCAACGUUGUUCAAAUUGGCAAAAAUUUUGUAAAAAUGAUUCAACAAUAUUAAAUUUUCUUGUUCAAUUAAUUAUGCUUGUUGAUGAUUCAUUAGUACCAUUUAUACUACAUUUAUUAAUUAAUUCAAUAUCAUCACCAUCAUCAGCAGCAGCAGCAACAGCAGCAGGAGCAACAGGAACAACAGCAACAUCAUCAUCAACAACAACAACAACAACAUCAUCAUCAAAUCGAACAAUAAAAACAAGUAAAUCUGUUCGUCCAAAUGAUUUUGAUACAACUGAUGAUAUAUCAAUAUGUUCAAUAGCAUUACAAUUUUCUAAAAUAAUAUCAAAUAAAUUAUUAGAAGAUUUUAUUCGUUUAUUUUUAUUAGAAAAUAAUCAACAAUCUACACGUUGGUUAACACAUACAUUUUUAUAUAAUUUAUAUAUAAAUUCAAAUAAACAAUUACAAGAUUAUAUAUUUGAUAUAUUAAUUAAUUUAUGGUCAACUAUAUCAUAUUAUGGACAAAAAUCAUUUCAAUAUAUUGAUUUAUUAGGUUAUAUUAUAAUUAAAAAUAAAGAUGAUAAACGUACAAAUGAAUUUUUACCUAAAUUAGAAUUAAUGUUAAAAAGUGAAAAUCAAUUAUUAUUAAAUCAUCCAAAUACAACUAUUUAUCGUCGUUUAUCAACAAUAAUUGAUAUUGAACAAAAUAAUGGUUAUUAUUUUGAAACAGAACCAUGUUUAGUUUGUAAUAAUCCUGAUAUACCAUAUCAACAAGUUAAAUUACAAACUAUUAAACUUGAUCAACGUUAUACAACACAAUCACAUAUAAUUAAAUUAAUUCAAGCAUAUUCAAUACAAAAAUUACAUAUUAAAAUGUCUGAAAUAAAACGUAAUAAAGCUGUACGUACAAUACGUUUUUAUUAUAAUAAUCGUCAUGUACAAUCAAUAGUUGAUUUAAAAAAUAGUGUUAAUUGUAAAUGGUUAUUAGCUAAAACAAUUAAAUUAACAAAUAUACAACAAACAGAAGUUAAAAUUGAUUUUGUUAUACCAAUUAUUGCUUGUAAUUUAAUGAUUGAAUAUGUAGAUUUUUUUGAAACACCAACAUCUGGUAUACCAGCUAUUACAGAUACAACAACAUUACAAUGUCCAAGAUGUAAUUCAGCUGUAGCAGCAACACCUGGCAUUUGUCCUAAUUGUGGUGAAAAUGUUUUUCAGUGUCAUAAAUGUCGAUCAAUAAAUUAUGAUGAACGUGAUCCAUUUUUAUGUAAUUCUUGUGGUUAUUGCAAAUAUUGUAAAUUUGAUUUUAUUUUUACUGCUAAACAAGUUAAUUAUGUUGAACCUAUUGAAUCUGAUGAAGAUCGUGCUAAAACAAUUGCUAAUAUAAGUCAAUUAUUAGAAAAAACUGAUAAAAUCUAUCGUCAAUUAAUUAAUCAAAAACCACUUCUUGAAUAUUUAUUAACAAAAUUAAAUUCUGAUGAUCAAAGUUCAACAUUAAUACCUUCAAUACCAACAACAACAACUACAACAACAACAACAAAUACAACCACAACCGGUGAAACAUCUGAUCAACAACAACAACAACCUCCGACGGUACCAACACCAACACCAACAAUAACAUUAACAUCAGCAAAUAAUCCAAAUGGUAUUAAUCGUAUUGUUCAACAAAUAGCACCGAAAUAUAAUACUGAAUGUCGUCAAACAUAUGAUGAACUUGGUAAAUGUAUACAAAAAAUAAUAUGUGCACGUAAAGAACUUUAUACAUAUGAUCAACGUCAUUCAAAUUUAUCAACAACAUUAAUGUUAACAACAACACCAUCACGUUCACAUCAUUGUUAUGGUUGUAUAUUAUCAACAAUAUCACAUUGUAUAUUACUUUUACGUGCAUUUGUUACAUCAUCAAAUCGUUUAAAACAAUCUAUAACAAAUAAUAUAUCAUUAAUUGAUGAAUUAUUAUUAAAUAAUAUACGUUAUACAAAUCAACAAAUACGUCAUGAUGUACGUUUAUUAUUUUGUUAUUUAACACGUGAUAAUAUACAAUUAACAGAUUAUAUAACAACAAAAAUUUUUAAUAAAAUUGAAAUAAUAUUUCAACAAAAAUUUAUUUUAUCAUCAUCAUCAUUAAUUAAUUAUGAUUUAUUAGUACUUUUUUCUUUAAUACAACGUUCAAAUCAAGAUGAUCAAGAUUUAUGUUGGGAAAAUAAAUUACGUUGUAUAUUUAAAUUAUUUCUUUAUUCAUUAAAAAUUUCAACACCACAAAUACUUGAAUUAAUAACAUUACCUUGUUUAAGAAUGUUAUUACAUUUAUCAAAAUCACAAAUAACAACAAAUACAAAAUUAAUAUCAAUUGAUAUUGAAAAAUUUCUAUCAAAACAAUUAACAUAUAAUGAUUGGAAUAAUAAUUCAAAUGAUAAUAAUAAUAAUAAUAAUUUUUCUUUAACAUAUAUUAAUAAAUCAUGGUUAGAAAAAUUAAUAUUUUGUCCACAAUCAGCAACAAUACGUUUUUUAACAUGUAAAUUAAUACAAACACUUUGUAUAAAUGAUAAACAAAAAUUAUUUAUUAUACAAAUUUUAAUACAUUAUUUACAUAAUAUAUGUGAUGAAAAUCUUUUAAAAUAUUCUUAUGAAUAUGUACAAUUAAUUAAAGAUUUAUUAUUAAAUGAUAAUCAAUUAAAAUUAAUACUUUGUAAUGAUGAACAAUUUAAUAUAAUUAAACAUCUUGCAUCAUUAAUUGAAAAUGAAAUAUUAAUUAUUAAUAAACAAGAUGAAAAAAAUUUAUUAAAUUCAAAUUUAACAUUUGGUUAUUCAAUUAAAUCAUUAACUGAAUUAUUAAAUAUAUUCUUACAACAAGAUGAAUUAAAACAAAAAUAUAAAUCAAUAUUAAUUGCUAUUGUAUUAAAUGGUUAUUUAACAUUAAAAAGAUUAAUUGUACAACGUACAAAAUUAAUUGAUGAAGCACAAAAUAAAAUGUUAGAAUUAUUAGAACAAAUGACAAGAGGUAAUGAACAAGAAACAAGACAAUUUAUGAUUAUUUGUAUUGAUACAAUUGAAAAAUUUCAAUUAGAUGAUAUGCAAACACCUUUAUUUAUAUUUGAACGUUUAUGUAAUUUAAUUUAUCCAGAAGAAACUAUGCAAGAAAAUAAAGAAUUUUUUAUUGUCGUGGAAAAAGAUCCAAAUCAAGAAGAUUUCUUACAAGGACGAAUGAUGGGUAAUCCAUAUAGUUCAGCAGAUCCAGCCAUGGGUCCAUUAAUGCGUGAUAUAAAAAAUAAAAUAUGUACUGAUUGUGAAUUAAUUGCAUUACUUGAAGAUGACAAUGGCAUGGAAUUACUUGUUGCAAAUAAAAUAGUUAAUUUAGGUUUAGCUGUUCGUGAUGUUUAUAAAAAAGUUUGGUUACCUUAUAUAAAUUCUCAUCAAACAAUACCUUCUAAUGCUGAUCCAACAGCAGGUAAUGCUCAAGCAGUUGUUAAUCCAUCACAAAAUGAACAUGAACCAAUGCAUAUUGUUUAUCGUAUGCGUGGUUUAUUAGGUGAUGCAACAGAAGAUAUAAUUGAAACAUUUGAUACAAAGAAAAAUGCUAAUGAAAAUGGUGAAGAUGAUCCUGAAGAUAUAUAUCGUUUAGCUAAUGUUCUUAGUGAACAUUCAGGUUUAGAAACAAUGCUUAAACGUUUAAAUUCAAUUGAUGAUAUGUCAUCAGGAAAAGCUUUAUUACAAAUUUUAUUAAAAUUAUUUGAAUAUGCUAUUAAACUUAAAGUUAAUCGACAACGUUUAAUUGAUCCAAAUUUACGUUCAAUAUCAUCAAUGUUAAAUAAACUUAAUUUAUUAUUAAAAACUGAAAUUGAAGAACAAGGACGUGAUCAAGCACUUUUAUCAUUAACAGAAAAACUUCUUUUUAUUAUGGAUCAAUUAUUUCAUGAAGCAAGUACAACAUUAUCACAAGAUAAAUAUAAUGAAUUUUCAGUAUCAUGUGAAGGUGAUAUUGAACAAUUACGUUCAUUACUUAAUUAUAUAAAAUUAUCAUUUGUUAAAACUCAUCCAAGUUUAAUGGAAGCUCUUAUUCAUUUAUUACCAUAUUUAUCAUUUGGAAAUAAAGAAAAAAUGCAAACAUUACUUGAUUAUUUUAAAUCAUAUUUAGAAUUUGAUCGAUUUGAUCUUGAACAAACAUCAUCAUCAACAACAACAUCAAAUGAUAAUGAUAGUCAAUUACAUUUAGAUUGUUUUUGUGAAAUAUGUAAACAUUUAGAUAAAAAAUCUGUUUAUGGUAAAGAAUUUCGUGAUCUUGUUAAUGAAUCAAAUGGUAUUAUUGAUCAAUGUAUAAAUUAUAUUGAAAGUAAUUCACCACAAGUUAAAACAUAUUUAGGUAUGCAAGAUCAAGAUAGUUGGAAAGAAUUUUUAAAUAAACCAAGUUUAUCUUAUGUAUUACGUUUAUUAACUGGUUUAUCUUAUGGACAUGAACAUAUACAAAUGAAAAUCGGACAAAGUUUAAUACCAAUUUUACAUAAAAUUGAACAAUUACCAACAGCUGGUAAAGUUGGUGUUUUAGCUGAAGAUCUUUUACAUUCAUUAACAGAAAAUGAACAAGUUGCUAAAAAAAUAGAUGAUGUUAGAAAUCAAACACGUGCUGAGAAAAAACGUUUAGCACAAGAAGCACGUGAUAGAAAAAUGCGUGAAUUAAAUUUAACUAAAAUAACACGAAAUAAAAGUGUAUCUGAAUCAUCAGCAACUGUUUCAAAAACACCUGUACCUAAUGUUGAUUUAACUGAUGAAACUGGUCAUGUUUGUUGUAUUUGUCGAGAAGGUUAUAAAUAUUUUCCAAAUAAAGUUUUAGCUAUAUAUACAUUUACAAAAAAAGUUGAUAUUGAAUCAUAUGAAGCUAAAACACGAAAAACAUCUGGUUAUGCAACUGUAACACAUUUUAAUAUAAUACAUAUUGAUUGUCAUACAUCAGCUAUUAAACAAGCACGUUCAAGAGAUGAAUGGGAAUCAGCUUUAUUACAAAAUGCAAAUACACGUUGUAAUGGUUUAUUACCAUUAUGGGGACCUGAUGUUGCUGAAGCACAAUUUACAACAGCACUUGCAAGAUAUGAUACAAAUAUAAUUGAAGCAACAGGUAUUCGUGAAACAUCACCAACAUUAUCAAUUCAUGACAUAAAACUUUUAUUACUUCGUUUUGCUGAUGUACAAUCAUUUAGUGAAGAUACAGGUGGUGGUGGACGAGAAUCAAAUAUACGUUUGAUUCCAUAUGAAAUGCACACAAUACUUUAUGUUCUUACAACAACUCGACAAAUUGAACGUGAAGAAAAAUUAUUACAAAAUUAUCUUAGUCGUCCUGAUUUAUUAAUAAAUGAAGCAUUUGAAGUUGAUGGUCCUUUCUUUUUAACAACAUUAUCAUUAAUUAUAAUGAAACCAAAUGAUUGGGAAAAAAAUCGUCGUACUUUUCUUCAAAAACUUCUUGUUACUGCACAUAUUCGAUCAGUUAAUACACCAAAUGAUCGAACAAAACUUGCUUCAAAAGCAUUGAAACCAUUUGCAACUUAUAAAACAACUCUUGUCUUUUUUGGUCUUGUCAAUGCAUUUUUUGUUCAUAUGUUAAAUCCGCGUUUUGAUAUGACAUCGACCAUACCAUACAAUCAACAAUUGGCACAAUUUCUUCGUUGUAAUGAUGCUUUUAUUAUGGAAGCAUGUACAAAAAUCUUAAAACAUUUUGAACAAGAUUUACUUCCAAGUCAAACAUUUGAAGCAUUAUUUAAUGCAUUAGACUUAAGUCAAUUAUCAGAACAAUGGAUACAAGAUGCAAUUAAUAUAUUACCAUAG